Messenger RNA from Rhagoletis zephyria (snowberry fruit fly), 2385 nucleotides. RefSeq lists its product as uncharacterized. NCBI's taxonomy places the organism in Eukaryota, Metazoa, Arthropoda, Insecta, Diptera, Tephritidae. The record is from RefSeq and is a predicted model, not a curated record.
CUAAAAUAUAAAAAAUCACGGCACAGUGACAAUCAUAAGCGACAACAAAAUAUGUGUCAGCACUUUCAAUGAUGCCCGAAGAAAUCGACCGUCGUGCAAGAAACAUCUUUUUGACUUCCAGACCACUGUCCUGUGAAACAUCUAUGAUCAACCUGGCCUUCCUAUAACGGGAAGAGUACAUACUUGAUCUUAGGUUUAAGCAAAAGUUAUGUCCUUCUUAUAAGGACUCUUACAGACCACUGCCUAAUUGGCUUAUAAACUAACCCCCACAGACACCUCGAACCAUUGCAAGAAGAAAAUAUACAACAUCUCUUUUGGUAUGGCCCGGCUUUAAGUAAAAGAUGAAUAUAAGAGCGUUAACAAAGUUCAUAGCAUCAAUAAAGCGGUUUGUACCAGAGUGAAGGUAUUGGCCCAAUGCACGCUUGCUUUGCUUGCUUUGCUUACUUUAGUUUGCUUUGCUUUACUUUGAAGGCUUUUAUGGCCUAAUGGUAGCUUUGAACGCUGUCAUAGUAGUCAGCUGAUUUUCAAUGCGCGCAAAUAUACCCGCCAUUCUUUGUUGUGCCAGCAAGUAUAAUUAUACCUUGCUUUUUUAUCGUUCCGGUUUUGGUGAAGCUGCAUUUGGCUGCGCCACUCACCACCCGUGUUUAUAAGACGUAAUAUUCAAUUGGAGGUAAAAGAGUUUAUAUUAAACAAUUAUUUGUUGCUAACAACAUUAUUUUUUUUCAGAUACCUUGCUUUUUAUCGUUCCGGCCACCAGAUUCGUUGGUUUUCAUAAAGUUUCAUUUGGCUGUACAAAAUGUUGACUCGAAAUGCUGAACAAGUUUUGAGAAUUUUCCUAAUUUUAGCGAAAAUGCGUAAAUUAAAACUGCGAUUAAAACAGAAGCGCCGAUUUUGGGUUCGGAAAUUGUACUUAGAGCGACACAAAUAUGGAUUGUUUGAAAGUUCAUUAAGAAACUUGGCUGCAGAUGAGGAGCAGUUUAACAAGACAUUAAGAAUGCCCUUUUCGUUAUUUAAUGUGCUGCACGAAUUUCUGGAGGCUUCGCUGACCAAAUAUUCAAUCAGAACACCAAUAUCGAGUCGCUGCAGACUAUUUAUAACCCUGAUAUAUUUGGCUCACGGUGGCACUCGGCAAUUCCACACAAUAGUUCACAGGAUCGGCCUGACGACUUUCAGGAAGAUUACGUUGGAGACAUGUAUGACCAUAUGGGAUCUGUUAGCUGACCUGUAUGUGGCGACCCCGUCAGAAACGGAAUGGGGACGUAUUUCCAAUGAGUUCAAGUCGCUGUGGAAUAUGCCCAACUGCGUUGGUUCCAUCGACGGAAAGCACAUUAAUAUUACCUGUCCAGCGAAUUCAGGGUCGAUGUACUAUAAUUACAAAGGCAAUUAUAGUAUCGUGCUUUUGGCCGUAUGUGAUGCCAAUUAUACCUUUACCUGCGUUGACAUCGGAGCAUAUGGAAGUCAAAGCGAUGGCGGUGUCUACCACUUUUCAAAACUGGCAGAUGCUAUUGAAAAUGAUAGGCUCGGCCUUCCACAUGAUCAGCCUCUGCCAGGAGAAACCGAGCCAUUUCCACAUUAUUUAGUAGGAGAUGCUGCUUUUCCCUUACGGCGUUAUUUAAUGCGACCAUAUCCGGGUAGAGGUAUUCCAGAAGAGCAAGAGUAUUUCAAUAAAAGACUCUCUCGUGCAAGAAGAGUUAUAGAAAACGCAUUUGGAAUACUCACUGCCAAAUGGAGAAUAUUGAGAACGACGCUAUGCAUGGCCCCGAAAAAUGCAGAACAAAUAGUGAAAGCUUGUAUUGUCUUGCAUAAUUUUAUUAAGCUUUCGUGUGCAAACUAUGUAGCAAGCGAUUUUGUUGAUCGCUACGAAGAGGAUGCCACCAUCGCUGGCUCAUGGCGAAACGAAGUAGUUCCAUUGCCCUCAAUAAGUAGGGUGUCAUCGAACCGAGGCAGUUCAAAUAAUUAUGAUUUAAGGGAUGCUCUGAAGACACAUCUUUUUAACAAUAAAAUUUAAAUAAUUACUACUCACUGAAUAUGCUUUGUUUUUAUUAUUUAAGAUAGAAAACAAAAAUUUGAACUCACAGUAUGAGGGCACUUAUUGGUAAUGUUUUAAAUGUCGUCACAUCUUUCAGGUUUUUAAAUUAAUUUUUGUUCAAGGUAAGUAUGGCGUUAACAUAACAUAUAUUUCAUUCAGUCUUUUAAGUUAAAACCGUUUUACACAGUAUAGUGGUUACAAACAAUAUACCUUUCAGUCUUUUAAUUGUUUUGUUUCUUUUUAAGGUACAUACAGUGGGCAAACAAAUUAUAGCCCCACUAUAUUUGACAAGUUUUAACAUAUUAUUUUUUAAUUUUGACUUUUUUAUAAAACGGAAUUUUUUACACGGGCUUUGU